CCCGGACGGCGCGUCCCGCCCCGGCUGCUCCCCCUGCCCGGGGGGCCGGGCUGGGCUGGGCGGCCGAAGGAGGAGCCGGCCCGCCGAGCCCCUGCUGCGGGUUUUAGGAUGGCCUGGGGUCUCCUCCAGGCUGUGGGGAGUGAGGAAGACGCUGCCGACCAAGCCCGGCGCGGGGGGCCGGGAAUGCCGCUCCCCCCCGCUGCCUAGGCUGGGAUGCGGCGGCUUCUCCCGGCGCUCCCCGGCUCCCUGGGGCGAGCCUGGCUCCGAGCUGUCACCUCAGGUUUGUCAGUGAAGGCGCCGAUGGAAACGGGGAGCAGCAGCACUGAGAAGUUUUACAGGAUCCCUGAAGGAAAGGGGCCGCACCCGGUUGGGUGUACGGACUUGAUGACAGAAAAUGCAGUUGAGGGAAGCUUCUUGCGCCUGUAUUAUCCAUCAUGCGAUGCCACCAAUAAUGAAGAGGCACCAUGGAUUCCAGAUAAGGAAUACUAUCAGGGACUCUCUGACUUCCUCAAUAUGUACCGAAUUGUAGGAGAAAGGCUUUUCCAGUACUAUGUUGGUUCAGUGACGUGUCCUGCAAAGUCAAAUGCUCCUUUUAAGCCGGGAGAGAAAUACCCACUCCUCAUUUUUUCCCAUGGACUUGGAGCUUUCCGGACAAUCUAUUCUGCUAUUUGCAUAGAGAUGGCUUCCCAGGGCUUUGUAGUGGCUGCUGUGGAGCACAGAGAUGAAUCUGCUUCAGCAACUUACUACUGUAAAAAAAGGUCUGUUACUGAACUACAGGAAGAGUCUACAUCAGUCAUGGAGAAGGAGUGGAUCUACUACAGGAAACUAAAAACCGGGGAGGAGGAGCGGUGUUUGCGCCACAAGCAGGUGCAGCAGAGGGCACAGGAGUGUAUCAAAGCUCUCAACCUCAUUCUUAAAAUCAAUUCAGGAGAGGAAAUAACAAACGUACUAAAUUCAGACUUCAACUGGAAUAGCCUAAAGGAUUCUGUUGAUACUAGCAGAAUAGCUGUGAUGGGACACUCUUUUGGUGGUGCUACAGUUAUUGAGAGUCUCAGCAAAGAAAAAAGAUUCAGGUGUGGCAUUGCCCUUGAUGCAUGGAUGCUCCCUGUAGGUGAUGACAUUUACCAAAACAGCAUCCAGCAACCGCUGCUUUUCAUCAACUCUGAAAAAUUCCAGUGGGCCGAUAAUAUCUUAAAGAUGAAGCAGCUCAGCUCCAAUGACACAAACAAGAAAAUGAUCACUAUCAAGGGGUCAGUACAUCAGAGCUUUCCUGACUUUACCUUUGUGAGUGGAGAAAUUAUUGGAAGAUUUUUCAAAUUAAAAGGAGAAAUAGAUCCAAAUGAAGCAAUUGAUAUAAGCAAUCAUGCUUCAUUAGCCUUCCUGCAGAAACAUUUGAGUCUUAAGAAGGAUUUUGAAAAGUGGGAUUCUCUUGUGGAUGGCAUAGGACCCAAUGUUAUUCCUGGUACCAAUAUUGACUUAUCUCCAGCUGAACCUGAGUAAAGAAUACAAGGAAGUACUGAAAAUGCUUCGGACAUCAGGACACUAAUGUUGGCCAGAUAAGACUCAGACUUGUAAUAGCAUUGGCCACUUACACAGCUUUUGGGGUGUGGAACAACAGUAACCACAAAGAUAAAGGCAUUAGGUUGUAUUAUCAUGAAAAUGUACAGAGGUUGUAGUUGAAACGAGUCAGUUGGAUUUUCUGAAAUACUGUAAAAGAGUAACUUCUGCUUUAUAGGCAGCUGGGGGAAAACCACUUAUGGUAAUUUAAAUGCUCUUUCUGUUUUUGACUCAGAAUCAAAUUGGCAGAGAGAGAUAAAAGCUCCAAGGAAGUCAACUAAAGUUCUGCUUACCAAGCUUUAAGUCAGUUUGUAUCCAGCAAGCCUUUUUUGCAGUGUUAAAAAAAAAUUACAAAAUCUUUGUUGUUAAACUACUUAGUAUUUCAGCUGUGCUCUGGACAACAGUUGAGAGUUGGAGCAGGUUAUUCCUCCUUCUAGUCAGAGAGGUGCCAAUGGAAGGUCUUCAAAACUUCUGUUUUUAAAAAACUACAGGAAUAGUUUAAGGUAACAGCAGAUAAAGUUGUUUGUUCAGACACAGAACUUUGGAUAUGAACUCAAUCCACUUCCAUGUGAUAUCCAUGUUUGCUGCCAUACUUAGAGGAUGUUUCCAUUCCAAAAGCUGCUGAAAUGGUCACUCUUUUUGUAGCAACUGUAAUUCCCCUUAGGCUCAGCUCCAAGUAGUGCCUCUCCUGUGUAUCUCUGUAUUAUCACUGUCAGUCAUACUGUUGUAGGUGAAAAUGCAGAAGAGAUAUGUCACUUCUACCAUGCCCUUUAAAAAGGAGUAUGUAAGCAUUGCUUGAUCAUUUUGAUGAAUUUCAUGGUUGCAAAACUCUCCAGGCACGUGUCAUUGUCCAGGUACUAGCAUUGCUGUCUGUAUCUGUCAGUAGAAGCAGUUGACUGUGUGGUUGGCUAAAGGCAGCUCCGACUUUUAGAGCCAAACUCUUUGAAGCUGCCACAUGGAAGGGUAACUUCUACAUGGGUAAGCUUUGCAAAAAGGGGAAUAAUUCUAACUGUGGCCUAUUUGUUUCAAAAUCAGGCUACAGACAACACAACUGAGGCAAGGAGAACAAGCAAAGUAGUUAAUAGUGUAAUUCAGUAUUUCUGUAAUCUGAUUUUAACAUGAGAUUGCAACGACAUCUAAGACCUGUUUGUUUCAGAAUUUAAUUAAAUUCUCUGCAUCCUA
Apus apus (common swift) is the source of this 2739-nucleotide messenger RNA. RefSeq names its product phospholipase A2 group VII (gene PLA2G7). The coding region runs from base 214 to 1500 and encodes 428 amino acids. The record is from RefSeq and is a predicted model, not a curated record. The transcript is spliced from 11 exons. Gene Ontology annotation, molecular function: 1-alkyl-2-acetylglycerophosphocholine esterase activity. Lineage: Eukaryota; Metazoa; Chordata; Aves; Apodiformes; Apodidae.